Erinaceus europaeus (western European hedgehog) is the source of this 737-nucleotide messenger RNA. RefSeq names its product zinc finger protein 428 (gene ZNF428). The transcript has 2 exons. Bases 1 to 576 code for a protein of 191 amino acids. The record is from RefSeq and is a predicted model, not a curated record. Lineage: Eukaryota; Metazoa; Chordata; Mammalia; Eulipotyphla; Erinaceidae.
AUGACAGAGACCCGUGAGCCAGCUGAGACUGGAGGCUAUGCCAGCUUGGAAGAAGAUGAAGAGGACCUCUCUCCAGGCCCUGAACAUUCCUCUGACUCGGAAUACACUCUCUCAGAGCCGGACUCAGAAGAAGAUGAGGAGGAGGAAGAGGAGGAGGAGACCACAGAUGAUCCUGAGUACGACCCCGGCUACAAGGUGAAGCAACGCCUGGGAGGGGGCCGGGGAGGCCCAUCUCGAAGGCCCCCCCGGGCUGCCCAGCCUCCAGGCCCCCCUGCCCAGCCCUGCCAGCUCUGUGGCCGCUCACCCCUUGGGGAGGCCCCACUGGGCACCCCACCUUGCCGCCUCUGCUGCCCCGCCACAGCCCCCCAGGAAGCACCAGCCCCUGAAGGCAGGACCCUCGGGGAGGAAGAGGAGGAGCCGCCUCUGGCUGGGGAGGGCCAAGCGGCUGGGAGGGAUGAGGAAGAGGACGAGGAGGAGGAGGAAGGUGCCUACCAGUGCACGGAGUGCGAGGACUCCUUCGACAACCUUGGGGAGCUGCACGGCCACUUCAUGCUGCAUGCCCGGGGGGAGGUGUAGGCAGAGCCCCCACCCAGGGAUCUUGGCAGAAGGACGGGUGGGAGCAGGGGACUGAGGAAACUGGGGCGCUUAUUGCGCCCAUGGGAGAUGGGGUACUGCCGAUGUGUGUUGUCUUAGUAGUAGACGUGUGACGGCCAGAAUAAAAGCCAAAUUCUGUUUGC